AUUCAAUAUCCACCCCUGAAUCUACUAUAUUUGACCUAAUUAUUUUACAUAUUACGCAAUUUCCGAUUUGUAAUCACAAUAUUCUCUCUCUCUCUCUUACCCCAUGUUGACCAUAUUUAUUUUGAUAAUUUAUCUCACAAUUUCAUUUCACUUAUAAACUGAUUCAAGUUAACACUUCGUAUUAGUCAGCCCCAACAUUAACGAUUUUAUUUUAUAUAACAAACAAUUCCUGAUUUACAUAUUACAAUUUCCAAAUGAUGAUGUAUUUUGCCUUAAAUCUGGCCAAUUUUAUGGAUUAUUAAUCUGGAUUUAUAAUUGUAGAACCUGAUGAGAAAUUAUUGAAAAGAAUAUUCUUCGUUCAUACAAUUGUGUUUUUAAUAUAAUGGGAAUUUUUCAGCAAUUUGUGAAUUGUCGAUAUUGAAAUUUAUAUGGAUCGCGAUCAGUUUGCUGCUCUUGUUCGAGAGGUGGCGGCACCAGAUGUAGGACGAAUGGGAAUUGAGAUAUUAAGUUUUACCAUAAAAGAUGUUUAUGAUCGUGUGGAAUACUUAAAUUCUCUGGGACGUGCACAAACAGCAAACGUCAAAAGAGAUGCUGACAUCGGAGUUGCUGAAGCAGAACGUGAUGCUGGAAUCAAGGAAGCAGAAUGUGAUCGUUGUCGUUUGGACGUUCGUUAUUCAGCCGAUACGCAUAUUGCUAAUUCAAGUCGUGAAUUUCAAUUGAGGAAGGCUAGUUUUGAUCAAGAGGUUAAUACAGCUCGUGCAGAAUCUGAAUUGGCCUAUAAAUUACAGGCUGCUAAAGAGAGACAAAAAAUUCGAAAAGAAGAAGUGAACAUUAAUAUUGUUGAACGUCGUAAACAAAUUGAAAUAGAAGAAAAAGGCAUAUUAUGUACUGAAAAGAAUAUGGAUGCUACUGUACGACGUCCAGCUGAAGCAGAAGCUUAUAGACUACAACAAAUAGCUGAGGGUUAUAGAUCACAAAAAAUUCUUUUAGCUCAAGCUGAGGCCGAUGGUAUUCGUCUUAAAGGUAUUGCUAAAGCUGAAGCUAUGGAAGCUGUUGGACGGGCAGAAGCUGAGAGAAUGCGUUUGAGGGCUGAAGCUUAUAGUAAAUACGGUGAUGCUGCUAUUCUAAAUCUCAUAUUGGAUACAUUACCGCAAAUAGCUGCUGAAGUUGCUGCUCCACUGAGCAAAACUAAAGAAAUUGUUAUUAUGAAUGGUUCUAAUGGCGAACCGGCUACUUUACAAAGUCUCACUAAUCUGGGCAAAGAUUUUACUACAUUAGUUGGGACUGUUCCACAUGCUAUUCGAGCUCUAACAAAUGUUGAUCUUAGUCAGACUAUUUCCAAGAUUCCAGGAGCUAAAGUUGUCCCACCGCAAGGGAUAUGACAUUGUGUAAAAUAUACGAAUCAAGCAUCGAAUAUACUUAUGUUUUUGAAAUCCUUUCCAUUUUCAUAAAAAAUGACCUAUCCUAGUAUGUUCUCUUUUAAAUACAGUGCACCUCCCAACAGACUUUUUUCCUGUGAACUAUUAUAUGUGAUAUACAAGAUAAAUUAACUUUACUGCUUUUCGUUCGAUUUCGGCAUUUCUACUAUCUUUUCCAACACUGAUUUAAUGUCUCUUUCCAUAAUUUAUCAGUAGCCUUGUCUAUAAUAGUUCCUUUGAUAAAACAAUUCCCUGUUUCGCUUUAAUUUCAAUUAGUGUUGUACAUUUAACAAUUUUCUAAUGGCAAUUCGUACUUAUUCUACAUAGAGAAGUUGCGUAUUUGUAAAACUGAUUUUUUAAUUGUGUUUCUAUAUUGAUAAUUUUGGUCUAGAAAACCACCAUUGUUUCAUUCUGUUGUUCUUUUUGUUCUUCCUACUUUGUGAAUUUGGUUUGAAACCAUUUAAAUUUUGUGAUCUACACUUUCUUUUAAAAAAAAUUCAGAAAACCAA
Molecule: messenger RNA, 1927 nt
Organism: Schistosoma guineensis
Lineage: Eukaryota; Metazoa; Platyhelminthes; Trematoda; Strigeidida; Schistosomatidae
Source: the annotation of a GenBank genome assembly